Molecule: messenger RNA, 5338 nt
Organism: Zonotrichia albicollis (white-throated sparrow)
Lineage: Eukaryota; Metazoa; Chordata; Aves; Passeriformes; Passerellidae
Gene: ISM2
Product: isthmin 2
Source: RefSeq, a predicted model, not a curated record
CUGCAGAGCGGCGGCAGCACCGGGAGUGACUCGGAGAGGGGAGGAGAAGAGGAGGAAAAGAAAUCGGAUUGCCGAAAGGAUUAGGAAGUGGGGUGGGGAGCCGAAGCUCUCUCCCUCCCUCCCUCCCCGCACACAUUUGUGAAGCUUUUCAGAGUCACCCUUCAGCAUCAGUACCGGUGGGCGACCCGCGGGAGCCGCGACAGCGGAAGGUGCUCGGCAAACUGCAAGAGCGAUCAGAGGGAGCGGAGUGGCCCGGGCCGGCGGACCCUGCCCGGCCCCUGCCUGCGGGACACCGCAGUUCCCGGCUCCGGUGGCUUAUAUAUAUAUCAGAUACAUAUAUUUCUACGUUUUUACUGCUCCUCUCGGAGGACAGGAUUUGGAGCAUUAAGGGCGGGCGUGCUGCCAGACCGCCUGCCCUGGACGUGCGAGGUGGGGAGAGAGGAAGGGAGAGAUGCGUCUGAUUAGAGGGAAGGUCGUGCUCAUCCUCGGAUUCGUCUUCCUGACAACUUUCCUGGCUACGGUGAGAGGGCUGCCCGUGAGGGGGAAACCGCGCGGCAGUACCCCGAAGGAGAGGAGCUCCAAGCUGGCGGAGGUGUCAGCGUCACCCGGCCCGCGCUCCGCAGGGCACGAGGAGCUGUCCCCGCCGGGCAGGCCGCGGGGGCUGCGGCGCAGCGGGCAGGCCGGCCCGCGCCGGCACAGGCGCCGAGGGCUGCCUCAGCCGGCUGCCAGGAGCCCUGUGCUGCCCCAGCCCAGUGCUGCUGGCCAGGAGGAGAGCCUGCCCUUCAUGCUGGACCUGCAGAACUUGCCGGGGCUGGCCAACGUGGACCUGAGUGCCCAGAACCCCAACAUCCAGGUGACCAUUGAAGUGGUGGAUGAUCCUCAGGCUGAGAUGGAGAUGGACUUGUUGAAGGAGACAAGCAAUGACUGGUCUCUGACAUCCUCUGAGUGGCUAUCUCACAAGGACCUAUUCUGGCCCCUCUUCUGGGAAUACACUGACCCUGCUGAGGGAGAGGAGGAGGAGGAAGAUGAAGAGGAGGAGGAAGAGGAGGAAGAGGAUGACAACCUGGAUGUAGGGGACAGGGAAGAAGAAGAAGAGGAUGAUGAUGAAGAGGAAGAUUACACAACAGAUUAUGAGGAGGAGUCCAUGCUUAGUGGAGUAGGUGGUAACUGGGACCAACCAUGGCCCGGGCAGAAAAACUGGAUCUUUAAGGAAAAAUACAAUUACGACUAUGAAGAUGAGGAGGAGUGGAGCCCAUGGUCCCCUUGCAGCAUCACCUGUGGCAGUGGCAACCAGAAGAGGACCCGCUCCUGUGGCUAUGCCUGCACAGCGACAGAGUCGAGGACCUGCGAUCUGACACACUGCCCUGGAGCAGAAGAAGAGAUGGUCUUCCCCACAGAGGAGACGCCUUUCAAAAGCGACAACACCACAGAGCUGUUCAACUCAGAGGUGGACAGCUGCGAGAAGUGGCUGAACUGCAAGAGCGACUUCCUCACCAAGUACCUGAGCAAGGUGCUGACGGACCUGCCCAGCUGCCCCUGCUCCUACCCGCUGGAGGCCGUCUACAGCGCCGUCAACCUGCGCGACGAGCAGCGGGGCAAGAGUGGCUGCCCAGCACUGCUGCUACGACGAGCACACCCGCCUCAUCACCCGCGGCAAGGGCGCCGGCGUCCCCAACCUCAUCAGCACCGAGUUCUCUCCGGAGCUGCACUACAAGGUGGACAUGCUGCCCUGGAUCCUCUGCAAGGGGGACUGGAGCCGCUAUCAUGCCGUCCGGCCCCCCAACAAUGGCCAGCGCUGUGCUGACAACCCCGCCGAGGAGGAGUACCUGUCCCAGCUGCAGGAGGCCAAGGAGUACUAGCACAGCCACUCUCAAAAGGGCCAUCACCGCCACUGGCUGAGUCCCUGUGCAGCCUGGCCAGCCCUGCCCUGCCCGUGGGCUCCUCAGCGGUGCCAGGCAAAACGGGGAGGAUGUGCCACCUGUCUCAUGCCCUCAGAGGAGUCUCCUCCGAUUUCUGAGGGUGCUGGAGGUUCUUAGGGUGCAGGCCCUGCCGUUCCACCCAGGGCAGUCCUGCAGCCCAGGGCUCCUGGCCUGGCAUGUGGAAAGCAGCAGGGGCUGGGAGGUAUAAAGGGAGCAAGGGGCUGCUCCUGUCUGCUUUUGUUCUCUAUGACCUUCCAAUGCAGCCUGAAAGCUGAGCACAGGGUGAAGAGGGCUCAGCUCCUGCUGGAUUCAGACCACACCUGAGGAGCUGCUGCAGGCAUGGCUGCCUGCUCUGGUCUGUACACCUGCCCUGGUUUAUGUCUGAAACUGGGGAUAAGUCUUCUAGAGAGUGCAGGGCUGUUCCAGCCAGGCAUACAGAGCCAGGCCCCCCAUCCUUGGGUUUGUGCAUGCAUGGUUGGGAAGGAGCAGGGAAAGGAUUAUGGAUCUAUGGGUCUGGGGGAGUGGGCUGGAGGGGCACUGGCUGCCUGAGCUUGCUUGGCAAGAUUGCCUAGGCACCAGGGUUUUGGCUGCCAAAGCUACACAUAGGUGGACCUCAGAGGAGGUCAGCAUGGGGAUGCCACCUUGUGUGCAUUUCAGCCCCUCUGCUGUGGUUCUUGGAGGACCAGGGUGGUAGCAUCUGGGCAAGUCACAGCACUAGCCCUCUCCCAGACCUUGGCCCCUUGGCAGUCCCCAGAGGGUCUCAGGAGCACCUGUGACACAGCCCAAAAGAAAGUCCUGUGUUUCCCACUCACAGCCACUACUCAUGCCAUUGCUGGUGAGGAGCAAAAAGCACUGAGCCAAGCUAGCCCUGCUCCAUGCUGAGUCUGCCCAUGGCCCCAGCUGCUCCAGUCUGUGUCUCCCCAGGUUCCCACAUGGAGGCAGCCCAGACAAACCGAGCCAUGGACCCCUCGGGCUCGCUUCCAGGCCCGGCUCACAAGUGUGGCUCCAGAGGAGGAAGACACACGUGCUAAUAAUGUCAAUAGCUGGUGUCCACAGAUAGGGAUCGUGAUGCUCUCUGUUGACACUUUGAUCUUGCCUGGGUUUUAUUCAGCUUUUCACAGGUCCAUGGCAGUGUCUCCCAGCAUAUUUUGGAAGCUUUUCUGCAGAGAAACUAGGCUGAGCACCUUUGUCCCUGGACAUUCAGUUGCUAAACUGGCAGAAAAUUUAUAGCUUUUAUUUAAGAAAUUUUAUACAUCAGGGGAAAUAAAAGUCAAGCACACAUAAAGAAGAAUAGAGUCAUUUCUACUCUAGAGGUUUCAUGCAAGGCUGCUAUCUACUUCAUGUACUUCUGCAGGGCACUGUUGAAUGAAAAAACUGGUUGCAGAGGUCCUUAGUUGACCAUCCUGUACUGUCUGUCCUUUUUACAGGAGCUUUCUCCAGCCUCAGUGAAUAUUCUUGGUCUGAAAGCUCUUUGGGGAGUCUUUCUGGGAGUGUCUUUGUAUCUGUUGUGUGUAUGUUGAUCCAUUUGCCUUGGUCACUGAUAGAAUAUUGCAUCCUUGGUCAUCCAUACCUAAGACUUCAUAGCUGGUAAAACAGAAGUAUUAAUGAAGUUAUCGCUGAAUUAUUCUUACUCAACUGUUAUUACACCCUCGUAUCCCUAGAGUCUGGAUAUGGGUUCUAUCAAAAUACAGGCAGACAUCAUCCAUUUCCCAACAGACAUGCAGUCUGAGAUGCCCUGUGUUCUGUGAAUGGUGAGAAGGAAGAGAACCAGAUAAGCAUGGAUGGAGACCUUGGAACAUUUCCAUGAUCACUGCAUGUUCCCUGGCCAAAUGGUCAUUCAUUCACUAGUUUCUGGCAAAGAGGUAGGUCAUGCAGAGGUGGUCAGGAGGGGUGACAGUGAUCUGGUGGCUUGGUUCUGGGAGCCAGGGAGCCUCAGCAAGAGACAUGGAAGCAAAGGAAGCCAUGAGCGUCUGAAGCCAUGGAAGGAUGAGCUUGUGAGCUGCAGUCAUUCAGCAGAGCAUAUUUCUAUUUGCAUGCUGUAUGGCAUCAUUAACUUCACCAAACUCCCAGUGGAGUUUAUUUACCAUCAGUGCAGACUUCUUUAAAGAACCUCCUGUUGAAUGUGCCUAGUGUUCAGUAUUGGACCCAAGCAUGGAAGCAGGACUUUUACAAACAAUCUUUCUGGAAGAAGGCUUGCAAAAGCUCAGCCAAUUUGUUUGUUAGACUGGCUGCUCUCUAUGGAAGUGCUCUUACAGUGAGAACGUUACCCAGGAUUUUUACUCUCCUCUUUACUCUGGCUAUGUCAACCAGUCUAACCCCCAGAAAAAAACCUUGUAAUUUCUGUAAGAACUGGAGUUCCUGUCCAAGGGCAAGUAAAAAAAUUUCUUGCAUUGAUACUCCCCCCUUCCCUGACAUCCCCACAAAAGCUAGUUGAGAGGCAAGUAGCUGUUCUGCUUUGCUGCCUCUGUGUUUUGGACAAUACAGGCAUGAACUGGAGCAUGAGAAACAAGCACUGUUGUUCCUCAUACAAGCACCUUACUCACCGUGAGGCUCUGCAGAACACCAUGAGAAGAGUCGUCAUUAAGCAAGUGUUUAUUUUUUUAUCCCAUCAAAGAUUCUGUCCAGCCCACUGCUAUUUAAGUGAUGAAUCUCUAAGCUUUCACUCCUUAAGUUUAUUGGGUUUUUAUAUAUAUAUAAUAUAUAUAUAAUGUCUUUUAUUCCUACAAAAUUUCACAGAGAAGAAUUCUUUAAUCUGAUGCUGCAAUAAAGCACUUUAUAUAUGUAUAUGUCAUGCUGAUGUCAUUCAGUUGUGACUGAAGCAUGUGUUGCUAUUUGUUUUGGUUGAGAGGGAUCAUGCUAUGUUAACACUCUCUGUCUUGGGUUCCCAGCCCCAGCUGGGGCCCUGGUGGCUUUGCUUCCUUCCCUUAACGUUUGCAUUUGAACUUGUCUGGCUGCAAAGAAGGUAAGAAAGACUAUCUGGAGCCCAUGGGAUAUGUGAAGUUCUGCUUUCAGGGCAGGGAACCUCCUACAAGAAGACCCUCAGGGUCAGUGCUGAGAAGCAAAUACAUUGCCUGUGCCCCAGCCCUGACCUUGGGUUUUAUUCCAUGGUCAGCCUGGCCAGAGCUGGGUACUGGCUGAUGGUCCAGCACACCAUAGCAGGGGGAAAAACCCAGCACCAUCCCAGCUAAAAAACUGAUUUGGCAAACCACCUCCAGAGCCAGCAGCUAAUUAUAGCAGGGGGGUUUGCAAAGCUUUCUAGGGAUAACGACUUUUUGUUGCUGUUAAUUUAGUGUGUAAAUCAUAAACACUUCCAAGCUCUUGCUGUUUCCAGCUGUUUCCUGUCCUCUCUUUCUCCUUUUGCUUUGUGCUGGCUGCACAUCUGUCAAGGGUUAAUCUGCUACUCUAGCAUGGGACUCUGC